GCCUGGUUCUCCUACUACCGGGCGGUCUGCUGACGUGUCUCUUUCCUGUUCUGCCUUUACCGAACAUCGAGCGGCCGCGCAAUGACCCCCAAAAACGUGGUGGACGCCGCCGGCCAACUCUAACGCCGUGCACCCACACGGUGCACACACCAGCUGUGAGGAAAGCGGAGUUGCAAUCUUGGCGAGAAUUUAGAGAGAUUGUAGGAGAAAUGACGAAGGUGCUCAAGCCUGCUGCCGUAGUUGUUCCCUCCUUGCCUGCUGGCCUCCAGCACCUUCACAGUGCAAAGAAAUCCAAAAUUGCAAAGAAAACCAAGACUGCAAAGAAUGAUGACAAGGCAAGGAGUUAUUCAACGACUGGCGUUGAUAGCCUGAGCCCAUUUCACGGCCUUGAGAGAUGGGUGUCAGAUUACCAAGUGCAGAGGCCUGGACAGAAGAUUCUGCAAACACAACUAGAUGAGUAUAUGGUCAAAUACGACGCCAACGUGAAGAAGCCGGCCGAAGCGAGUGCCAAACAAGCAGACACACUGCCAAAGGAUAAACACUUGUCUGAUUUCUACCGGUUCCAGCAACGGGAAGCAGGCCGGAACGAGUUGCUGGAGCUGCGGCAAAAAUUUGAGGAGGACAGGCGGAAGAUUGCAAAGUUGAAGGCCGCCCGAAGGUUCAAACCUUAUUAGGAAAGGGCUCAAAACUCUGGAUGAGUCUGAUGAGAGGAGUUUUUCCCUCAAGUAGACAAGAGGAUAAGGUGUGACGUUGUUGGCCAGCACGUACUCGACAGAUUCUUUCUGGUUGGUUAUGAGAUUUGCUGCUUCCUGCUAUUGGGGGGGAUUGCAUGGGCUGGUGGGGUGUAGAUUGUUUCUGGUUGCUUUAUGAGAUUCGCUGCUGCUCGUAAUUGGAGGAUUGCAUGCGCCGUGGGGAGGACCCGGAGGCUGUUCGUAGGCGACCCUUGAUGACAGGGUGCCUGCUGAUGAUCAAGCAAAGAUUUUGACUCAAUGACAUUCAGUGUAAUUGGUGGUUGCUAUAAGUUGAGAUCCCACAAGGAUUUUGUACAUCUUCGAGUUAUUUUUCAAGCUGAGCCUCCUGCUACUAGGCUGCUAGUGUGGUGUAUGAGGCAGAAAGCUGUCACUUGUCAGAGUCACAUUCUUACCCUGAGACUGUGAACAUCUUAGGUAGAGUUGUGUGCUUAACAG
Messenger RNA from Chara braunii, 1187 nucleotides. Lineage: Eukaryota; Viridiplantae; Streptophyta; Charophyceae; Charales; Characeae. The record is from the annotation of a GenBank genome assembly.